AUGCGGGGGGGACGGUGGGCACCGGGUCCGGGACACACCCACAACGGACGCGGUUGGUCCACCGCCGAAAACCCUCGACCACGGUACAAGGUCGUCAAUCGUCCGCUCUGGUCUGCAGCGUCACGGCGUCCGUUAUUAAGCUGUGGUGUGUCAUGGUGUGCAGUUGUUGAAGUGAAAGUGUCUAGUAGUGAGUCUGUAGCAAACCGCAUUAUGUUCGACCUGACGUUCUUAGUCUUGGCCACCAUGCACUUGGUGUACUGUAUCUGGCAGUCUGGCACGUGGACUGAGCAAGAUCAAACAGCACCAAACCACCGCGCCGCAGCUGCUGACGCAUCUACAGCCGACACCAACGCCAACGCCAGUAACGCCGCCAACGCUGCCUGA
Macrosiphum euphorbiae (potato aphid) is the source of this 384-nucleotide messenger RNA. The record is from the annotation of a GenBank genome assembly. Lineage: Eukaryota; Metazoa; Arthropoda; Insecta; Hemiptera; Aphididae.